ACUUCACCGAUCACUAAUUAACUUAGGAUGUAGGAUGAAAUCCUACCGAGAUUAUUAUGGUCAUAUUUCUCUUUAGUAAAUGCUAAGUAAAACACAAUUCCAAAAAAAAAAAAAAAAUCCUAAUCUUAUUGUAAAUUUAGUUACAUACUCUAUAAUAGCCUAAUAGGCAAAGUCAUUUACUUCGAAUUUCAUUUACAUUACCGUCUUUUUCACGUUCCAUAAACGGAGAUUAUUCUUCCUUUCCCUCCUAAAAAUGACAAUUUUGCCCUUGAAAGGAGAAAUAUCACCCCUUCCACUCCAUCCACAUCCAGUGGGACCCCAAUUCCAGAAAAUACAAAACAAAAACAGAAAACAAAUGACAGUCAAAUGCUCUUUCAUUCCUUUCAAAGCAAAGACCAUUCAACUCUAAAACUUCUUUCUUUACUACCAUUCAAAAUUUCCAGCUAAUAAUACUCCACCAUGCCCAAAAGUUGACCUCAACCCUAAAACCUAAACCCCCCAUUUCAUCUUCUUCUUCAUUUCAAUCUACUGUAUAUGUAUUUUUUUCUGUUUAAUUAUUCUGGGUAAUUUUCAGUGAUGAAGAAGAAGCAAAAUUCAGAUCUACCCACUUUCCAAUUCAUCAUUUUCUCUCUCCUAACUCUCUCUGUUGCAGCUGAAGAUGAUGUAAAGUGUCUGCAAGGUGUAAAAAACAAUUUGAAGGACCCACAAAGUAAGCUUAAUUCAUGGAAUUUCAAAAAUUCUUCUGCUGAAGUUGCUUUUGUCUGCAAAUUUGUGGGUGCUUCUUGUUGGAAUGACAAAGAAAAUCGAUUAAUUAGUCUUCAACUUAGAGAUUUUCAACUUUCUGGGGAAAUCCCAGAAUCUCUUGAGUUUUGCACUAGCAUUCAAAACCUUGAUCUUUCUGGUAAUUCUCUUACUGGUACUAUCCCUUCUAAGAUCUGUUCAUGGCUUCCUUAUUUGGUAACUUUGGAUUUGUCUAGUAAUAAAUUAUCUGGUCAAAUUCCAUCUGAUCUUGGUAAAUGUCAGUAUUUGAAUAAAUUGAUUUUGUCUGAUAAUCAGUUAUCUGGAAGUAUUCCUGUGCAAUUGUCUAGUUUGAAUCGAUUGAAUGACUUUUCUGUUGCUGGGAAUGGAUUAUCUGGGCCAAUUCCGGAGUCUUUUGCUCAUUUUGCCAAGUCAGGGUUUGAAGGGAAUGAUGGGUUAUGUGGGGAUCCAAUUGGGUCGAGUUGUAAUGGAUUAAGUAGGAAGAAUUUGGCGAUUAUUAUAGCUGCUGGUGUUUUCGGGGCGGCUGCGUCGUUGUUAGUAGGGUUUGGGGUGUGGUGGUGGUAUUUUUCGAGGGCGAGCCGGAGGAGGAAGGAAGGGUAUGGGCUAGGGAGAGGUGAUGAUGGUACUUGGAUUGAUAGGUUGAGGGCUCAUAAGCUUACUCAGGUUUCCUUGUUUCAAAAACCGCUUGUGAAAGUUAAUCUAUCGGAUUUGCUGGCUGCUACUGAUAAUUUUAGCGUAGAGACUAUUAUGAUCUCGACUAGGAUGGGAACUACAUACAAGGCUAUGUUGGCGGAUGGUUCUACUUUGGCAAUCAAACGACUUAAUACGUGUAAGCUGAGUGAGAAGCUAUUUAAGACGGAGAUGAAUAGGUUGGGAAAGCUUAGGCAUCCAAAUUUAGUGCCAUUGUUGGGUUAUUGCCUUGUGGAAGCUGAGAAGCUUUUGGUAUAUAAGUACUUGUCUAAUGGGACUUUGUAUUCAGUGCUACAUGGAAAAACGAUAGAAUUGGAUUGGCCGAUGAGGUUUAGAAUAUGUUUAGGUGCUGCCAGAGGGCUUGCUUGGCUCCAUCAUGGAGUGGAGCCUCCGCAUUUGCACCAAAACAUAAGUUCAAAUGUGAUUCUUCUUGAUGAAGAUUUGGAUGCUAGGAUCAUUGAUUUUGGGUUAGCAAGACUUAUUUCGGCCUCAGAAUCGCAGAAUCAGAGUAGUUUUGUUAAUGGGGAUUUAGGAGAGUUUGGGUAUAUAGCACCGGAGUACUCAAGCACCAUGGUGGCGUCACUUAAAGGGGAUGUUUAUGCAUUUGGUGUAGUUCUUUUGGAAUUAUUGACAGGCCUGAAACCAUUGGAAGUGAGUGCUGUAGAGGAAGGGUUCAAGGGGAACUUGGUGGAUUGGGUGAAUCAGCUGUCGAGCUCUGGGCGACUAGUGGAAGCCAUUGAUAAAGAUAUACGUGGGAGAGGUUAUGACAAUGAUAUUCUUCAGGUUUUCACAAUCGCCUCAAAUUGUAUAGUAUCUCGUCCCAAAGAUAGAUGUUCCAUGUUGCAGGUUUAUGAUUCACUAAACAGCUUGACCGAGGACCAUCCUUCCGAUCAAUUUGAUGACUUUCCAUUGAUUUUCGGAAGACAGGAUAUGGAUUAGCCACCUUUAUACCAGCAUAUUAUCCAGGUUCACAAUGAUAUUAUUUGAGAGCGUGGUUCUUUUGUGCUGGUGAAUUUGUAUAAUGCCCUUGUAUAAUGAACCAUUUUGAAAAUUUAUCUGUUGCAAACGAAAAUAGAUACCCAACUUUUGGUGGAAAGCUACCUUUGAGUCUCUUGAUGUCUGUGAUAUGCUCUCUUGUUUUGAGAUGCAUUAUCUGAAGUUUGUUGUAGCAUGUAAUGUCAUACUUCAUUGUACUCUGUGUAAAUCAAAAGAUGAAUCAAACUUUCCUUCAAUCUUUGAGGAAAGAAGCGGAAAAUUGUCCAAAUUUUCUAGUCAAGCUUAUUACUCCGUAUAUAAUGUACUUGAAUAAAUUAGUCUCUUCAAUUGCAAAAAUUGGCUUGUUUUCAGAA
Messenger RNA from Chenopodium quinoa (quinoa), 2798 nucleotides. Its product is annotated as probable inactive receptor kinase At1g27190. The transcript has a single exon. The record is from RefSeq and is a predicted model, not a curated record. Gene Ontology annotation, biological process: protein phosphorylation. The coding region runs from base 577 to 2388 and encodes 603 amino acids. NCBI's taxonomy places the organism in Eukaryota, Viridiplantae, Streptophyta, Magnoliopsida, Caryophyllales, Amaranthaceae. Gene Ontology annotation, molecular function: protein binding; ATP binding; protein kinase activity.